Gastrolobium bilobum is the source of this 477-nucleotide messenger RNA. RefSeq names its product nucleoside hydrolase 5. The transcript has 3 exons. Gene Ontology annotation, molecular function: hydrolase activity, hydrolyzing N-glycosyl compounds. The coding region runs from base 1 to 477 and encodes 158 amino acids. NCBI's taxonomy places the organism in Eukaryota, Viridiplantae, Streptophyta, Magnoliopsida, Fabales, Fabaceae. The record is from RefSeq and is a predicted model, not a curated record.
AUGUUUCCAAUGAGGUUCUGUGUAGUUGUGGUAUUGAUUACAUUAGGAACUCUUAGAGUUGCUUUGCACACUGUGGAGGGAAGGCCUCGUCGGAUUCUUUUGGAUACAGAUGUUGAUACUGAUGAUUUCUUUGCUCUGCUCUACCUUUUGAAGCUCAACAAAUCAGACUUUCAAUUGGAGGCAGUCACCAUCAAUGCAAAUGCUUGGACUAAUGCCGGGCACUCUGUGAAUCAAAUUUAUGACUUGCUUUACAUGAUGGGGCGAGAUGAUAUAGCAGUUGGAGUGGGAGGUGAGGGUGGAAUACUCCCAAAUGGUACCAUACUCCCAAAUGUUGGUGGAUAUCUUCCAAUUAUUGAACAGGGAAUGACAACAGCAGGAGGUUGCAGAUACAGGCAGGCCAUUCCUUUAGGUCUUGGAGGGCGCUUGGAUACUGAUGCUAACUAUGGCAUCCGGAAAGCUUUCCUUCCACAGGUAUAA